CAGACGCGUGCAUGACGUCAUUUCUGCGCGACCCUUAUUUCUGGCUUUGCGUUUUCCGGCUGCUCCUCUCAACUAUGCCUAAAGUGGUAUCCCGGUCCGUAGUCUGCUCCGACACUCGGGACAGGGAGGAGUAUGACGACGGCGAGAAGCCUCUCCAUGUCUACUACUGUUUGUGCGGCCAGAUGGUCCUGGUGCUGGACUGUCAGUUGGAGAAAUUGCCCAUGAGGCCCCGGGAUCGGUCCCGUGUGAUUGAUGCUGCCAAACACGCCCACAAGUUUUGUAACACAGAAGACGAGGAGACCAUGUAUCUUCGAAGGCCUGAAGGUAUUGAACGCCAAUACAGGAAGAAGUGUGCAAAGUGUGGACUGCCACUCUUCUACCAGUCCCAGCCAAAGAAUGCUCCGGUGACCUUCAUCGUGGAUGGAGCAGUAGUCAAGUUUGGCCAGGGUUUUGGGAAAACGAACAUAUAUACUCAGAAACAAGAGCCUCCUAAGAAGGUGAUGAUGACCAAACGGACCAAAGACAUGGGCAAGUUUAGCUCUGUCACUGUAUCUACUAUUGAUGAAGAGGAAGAGGAGAUUGAGGCUAGGGAGGUGGCUGACUCGUAUGCACAGAAUGCCAAGGUGAUCGAGAAGCAGCUGGAGCGCAAAGGCAUGAGCAAAAGGCGGCUGCAGGAGCUGGCUGAACUGGAAGCCAAGAAAGCAAAAAUGAAGGGAACCUUGAUUGACAAUCAGUUCAAAUGAUCAGGACCUUUCUGUGGACCCAGACUGGAGAUGGGUACUCUGAGGCUUCGAGAGUUUAUGUUUCCCAUCCAGGAAGCAAUAAACCCGGAAAUCUGACUAGAGAACUGUGCUGAAUUGCUUCUCCUGUGAGAUUUAGAAAAAAAAAAUACACAAUUGAGAACAGAUCACAAUUUCAUUUGAGCAAUCAAAUAAAAUGCAGUGUAAAGACCCUUGCACAUGGGGACGGUGGGUGGAAAGGGACUGGGAUUUCAAAAUGCAGAAUAGAUAAACAAGACUGUACUGUGUAGCACAGGGAAAUAUAUACAGGAUCUUGUGGUGGCUCACAGUGAAAGAGAAUGUGACAAUGAAUGUAUGUAUGUUCAUGUAUAACUGAAAAAUUAUGCUCUACACUGGAAUUUGACACAACAUUGUAAAAUGACUGUAACUCAAUAAAAAAAAACUGUGCUGAAAA
Messenger RNA from Camelus dromedarius (Arabian camel), 1194 nucleotides. It is a transcript of the gene STEEP1, whose product is annotated as STING1 ER exit protein 1. The coding region runs from base 12 to 743 and encodes 243 amino acids. Gene Ontology annotation, biological process: endoplasmic reticulum to Golgi vesicle-mediated transport; endoplasmic reticulum membrane organization. NCBI's taxonomy places the organism in Eukaryota, Metazoa, Chordata, Mammalia, Artiodactyla, Camelidae. The record is from RefSeq and is a predicted model, not a curated record. The transcript has 8 exons.